Messenger RNA from Labrus mixtus (cuckoo wrasse), 1130 nucleotides. It is a transcript of the gene selenom, whose product is annotated as selenoprotein M. The transcript is spliced from 5 exons. Gene Ontology annotation, molecular function: oxidoreductase activity. NCBI's taxonomy places the organism in Eukaryota, Metazoa, Chordata, Actinopteri, Labriformes, Labridae. Gene Ontology annotation, cellular component: endoplasmic reticulum lumen. The record is from RefSeq and is a predicted model, not a curated record.
CAGCUCCACACACAUUUUCGUCCUGAUCGUGGGUGAGGAGCAGAGCUGAGUCCUGGUCCUGGUCCUGGUCCUGGUCCUGGUCCUGGUCUGCACCGGGAAAAAACAGAAUGUGGCUGAUCGUGUUGGCCGGUUUGCUCCACUGCGCCUCGGCCUACGAUGUGGAUCUGAAGAAACUGGAGGGGCUGGCGAAGGCGAGGGUGGAGUCGUGUGGUGGAUGACAGCUGAACAGGCUCAGAGAGGUCAAAGCCUUUGUGGUCGACGACAUUCCUCUCUACCAUAACCUGGUGAUGAAGCACAUUGCCGGGGCCGACCCUGAGCUCGUCCUUCUCAACCACUACCAUGAAGAGCUGGAUCGGAUCGCUCUGUCCGACAUGACCCGCUCGGAGAUCAACGAGCUGCUCGGGAAGCUCGGCUUCUACAGGAAGGCUCAGGCCCAGGAGGAGGUGCCCGAGGAGUUCCGCUUCUCUCCGGCUAAAGACAGCCCGUUUAAAGACGAGCCGCAGCACAAACCGGCUGCAGAGAGCAAACCAUCAGAGCCGGCCUCAGAGGCCCAGCGCACAGAUCUAUAACUUACCAGAGAGGAGGAAAGUAGGAAUCUCACAGAACCACUCCGCCACCAAAAAGCUGCUCCACGAUCUGCUGGUUUCUGCAGUUUAUGACGGCGAUGUUUGUCAUUUUUAAAAACUAGCCCCAGCAGAUCAUGCAUCAGCUUCUGGGCAUGGACAGAAUGUUAGCAUCAGCAGAAGGCCUUGAAAAGGUCCAUAGUCUGAAUUUGCACAUCUCUUGUUGCUGUUUGUUCUUUGUUUCGCAGCGUUAAUACUCCAACAGGCCACUUUGUGAGUGCUUUUCUACUCCCCCCCUCCCCCACACAGAGACUGGAAGUGUGUGUGUGUGUGUUUUGAUUUUUUGUGUCUUCAGGAAUCUCAUCCUCACUUUGACUUCUCUAGUGUGUCUGAAUGUUUCCCGCCUUGCUCUGAAACUGAAUGAAGCCUCAGGCUGAAAACUGUCUGACAGGCCUGAGGUUGAUGUAACGUGUUCCGGCAGGUGGGAAUGAUGCACACAAGAGAAGUCGGGUCGAAGGCUUGUGAAAGUGGGAAAUAAUAAAACGAAAAAAUGUCAAAUAACUCUGA